This is a messenger RNA of Alnus glutinosa, 964 nucleotides long. Its product is annotated as early nodulin-like protein 17. Gene Ontology annotation, molecular function: electron transfer activity. Lineage: Eukaryota; Viridiplantae; Streptophyta; Magnoliopsida; Fagales; Betulaceae. The record is from RefSeq and is a predicted model, not a curated record. Gene Ontology annotation, cellular component: plasma membrane. Bases 98 to 634 code for a protein of 178 amino acids. The transcript has 2 exons.
UUGAUUAACAAGUAAAUAAGCAAAAGCAAAGAAAGGCCAAAAAACAGAGCAUCCUCGAGAUAGAGUGUUCCAGAGAGAGAGAGAGAGAGAGAGAGCAAUGGAGGGAGUGAAAGGAGGGACUGGGUUUGGGUCACUGGCCGUGGUGGUGCUGGUGCUAAUGUGGGCCGAGAUGGCGAUGGUUCCGGGGGUCUCGGCUACUCGGUGGAUCGUGGGAGCGAACAUGGGUUGGACAACCAAUGUCAACUACACUAUUUGGGCUCAGGACAAGCACUUCUACAAUGGUGACUGGCUCUUUUUUGUGUAUGAUAGGAACCAGAUGAACGUGCUAGAGGUGAACAAGACAGACUAUGAGUCGUGCAACUCGGAUCAUCCUCUUCACAAUUGGACUACUGGAGCUGGAAGGGAUGUGAUGCCACUAAAUGUGACUCGAAAUUACUACAUCAUUAGUGGCAAGGGCUUCUGCUAUGGUGGUAUGAAGCUAGCUGUACAUGUUGAAAACCUUCCACCUCCUCCCUCAACUUCCCCUCUAAACGAAAAGAGCAGCUCUCCUAGUUUGACUUCCAGAGGAAAAUUUGUUUUGCCAACGGUUUUUGCCAUUGGUGCAGUGUGGGAUGCAUUCCUCCGGUUCUGGUAGCAGUGGUGAUCUUCAAAAUUCAGCAUUUGGUGAGAGGGUAUUCGAAUUAGACAUUCCUUAACCAGUUUGUGGAAGGAAUCGAGUUGUCUUCCACUUUCUUCCUUUUUUCUUUUGGGUGGGGGUAAUUUAUUUUGUGCUAUUUUUCUUCAAGGUAGUUGGCCUGCCGUUGGGUGUUGCUUUGAUUGAGGCUUUGAUUGAGGUAUUGAGUUUCAAAUGUUGAUUAAGAGAUUGUUUUAUUUAUUGGCGCAAUAUUCAAUGCGUAAACUGUGGGAUAUGUUGUUCUGUUUAUUGGUUUAUGAUACGAAUGGAUAUAUGUGGGGCCUUUAACCA